AUUGGAUGGCCAAUUAAUCAGAUGAGUGUAUAUAAAAGGUGUUGUGUUACUGUUGCUUGAUAAUUGUUAAGAUUACAAACCAAAAAAAUGUUGUUUUUAUUAAGAGCUAUGUGUGCUUUGUUAUACAUACAUUUAAACUUACAAAUUGGACAAACAUCUCCGUGUAAAUUUGACGAGCGAUGUCAGUGUAGCAAAACGAUUAAAGGAUAUGUAGCUGUGGAUUGUUCGUGGAAAAACAUAACAAAAAUCCAGAAUUUACCGGAGUCUAUCGUAUUUCUAAACGUAUCACAUAAUUUGAUCAAACGCAUCAGCAAAGGAACAUUCGAAGCAGCUAAACAUCUCUUAACACUAGACUUGUCAUUCAAUAGAUUGUCAUCAAUAACUGUCGAUACAUUCAAUGGCCUCAUGAAAUUACGCUACCUUUCUCUUGACAAUAAUAAACUGAUUUACAGCAACCGUACUUUUCCUACAAAAAUCUUUAGUCAAGUGGAAUUUCUUUCCCAUUUAAGUUUGAAAAAUAACAAUAAUAGGUCUUCAUCUUGUAAAAGUUUUCCGGAUAAAACAAUUGAAGAUUUGCUUUUUCUAAAAACGCUGGAAUUAGAUGCAAGUGAAUGUGGAAACAAUUUUCUCGGAAAAGGAUUUCGUGCCCUGCUGAAAUUAAAUUCAUUGGUAUUAGGGAACAGUUUACGCUUUUCAAUGUCAAAAUUCACAUUCAUGAAUACUAAGUAUUUGCAAAAUAUUGUACUGCAUUCGAUCGAUGAAAUAUCAUUUAAAAGAAAAACAUUCCGAAAAUUAUAUCACCUCAAGCACCUGGAAUUUUCUGUCGAUUCAAAAAAAGGUGGAAUAAUGUCACCAUUUGAGAGACUGGCGAGUGAUUUAAGAUUCACUUCAAUUGAAACUUUAAAACUGGGUCACUCGACAAUGGAUUUACAAACAUUCCCUUUGUACAUUUUUAAUAGUGAACUGUAUACAAAAAAUAUUACUGAAAUAUACCUAACAGACAACUCGGGCAAUGCAGGACACUUUCCAGUAUCUAUUGGUGCUCCACCACCAACUCUUCAUAUUUUGGAUUUAUCAAACAACAGACUAACUCGAUUUAUACUUGAUAUAAAAAAUAUUACUCGUCUUAUUCUAAAACAAAAUGUAUUAGGGGAUUUCUUAUCGACGAAAUCAUAUUUUGAAAAGAAAACUGAAGAGUAUUUCAGUGUGAUUGAAAUUAUUGAUAUAUCUCAAAAUGACAUAAAAGAACUUGCACCAUUCACCUUUUAUUCUCAACCCUUAUUAUAUCAUAUUGAUUUAAGUAACAAUAAAAUACAAGACAUCACAUUCGAUUUGUCCUGUUUGUUGGCACUCGAUUUUCUGAAUCUAUCGAAUAAUAGAAUCAAGUAUUUUAAUGAAAGUGUUAUGCGCACUAUCAACACAAUAGUGAUUAACAAACAGCUUACUAUAGAUCUUUCUAAAAAUGUAUUGGAAUGCACAUGCAAGACAAUCCCCUUUUUACGAUGGAUGAUCGAAAGUAAUGUCUUAUUUGUUAACCUUCAUGAGUACAGCUGUACAUCAGAGGAUGGUAGCAUAACAAGCAUGGAUCCGUUCGAAUACAAAGUCCUUCAGUUAGAAAAAAACUGCAAAUCGUACCUCGGAAUAAUAAUAGGUGUAUCGUUGGCACUAUUAGUUGUUAUUAUGACUGUUAUCACAAGUUUAGUGUAUCGAUAUCGGUGGAAAAUACGAUACAUGUAUUAUAUGACAAAAGGAAAGUACAGCUAUCAGAAAAUAUCGCCCGAUGAUGACGAUGAAUAUACGUAUGACGCAUUUAUAUCAUACUCUAGUGGUGAUAGAAGAUUUGUCUUUAAAGACUGCAUUGACAAACUUGAAAAAGAAGAAAACUUAAAGCUAUGCAUACAUCAACGUAAUUUUAUGCCUGGACAAGACAUCACUGUAAACAUAACAAAUUGCAUCCACACAAGUAGAACCACAGUUUGUCUUAUAACAAGAAAGUUUCUCGAGUCAUAUUACUGCAUGUUCGAAUUCAACAUGGCACGCAUGGAAAGUAUCUAUUCACGAAAUGGAAGGAAUAUUUUAUUUCUUGUAUUUUACGAACAGCUAGAACCUAAAGAACUUCCACUUGUCAUGCUAGAACUAGUCCAAAAAGAGUCUUACAUUGAAUACCCUAAUGACGAACAAGGAAAUGUUGUAUUCUGGGAGAAAAUGAAAGAAACGUUGAGGACAAAUGUUCGGGCAUGAGUUUUGCGACAAAUGAAAAGAGCAAGAUUCGUGUUUCAUUUUGCUAUCAAUUGAAUGCGUCAUCGUCUCGUUAAGAUUUAUUGUUUUGUUCUAAGUUAUGUAAACUGAAUUCUGGUAAGAAGGUGUUUAUUUGUGUUUUUAUUAUUGUAAAAAAUUAUUGUUUUUUUUUUAAAUUGUUAGUUUUACUUGUAUAAUACCAGUGGUUUUUAAUGACUAGGCAACAAAGCCAGGGUCAUAUACGCCAAAUAUUAGUACGAACUAAAAUUAACCUCGUCGAUUUUUUUUAGUCCACAGAAUUUAAAUUAAGAAAAUAUCUACACCGAAUGCCUAGGCUAUUGCUUUUAUGUUUGCCAAAGAAGAAAAACGACGUAUGUAUAAUGCAAUUUGGUAGUCGCGAAGUUAAGAAAAAAUUGUAGCGAUUACAAUAGAAGUAAACGUUGUAGCUAUAAAUUCAAUGUUUGUUGUAUUUUCCGUUUAUUUAAGUGUUAUUUCUAUCUAUUGUUUAAAACAAAUGUAUUGGUUUUUUUUCGAUUUUUGCAAAGAGUGUAAAUUAAGGUGUGAAUGAAAUAAUUUGUCUAACAAAACUUUAAGACUUAUGUAGCAAUAUGUUCGAAUAUUCAUUAUUUUGUAAGAGGGAGAAAAGAAUAGUAAUUAUGAAAAUGCAUAACCAUAUUUCGAAUAACGGCUCAAUGGACAGGCGUUAGUUCUUUAACAGGAUACAACUUGCCAUCAGGGUUUAUGGUAUCUUUUUGUGUUUGCUGCUUUUGAAGUUCGGCUUUCUUUCCGUUGUUGUCCUUUUAUAUAGUUAAUGUGUUUCCCUCAGAUUUGGGUUGCUUAAUCCAAUUAUGAAUAUUCAAUAGCGGUAAAGUACUACAGUUUUAUAUAUACCUGUAUAUAGUCUGUAUUUAAGUGUCCUUCGGCUGUUUAGUAAUACUUUGAUCGGGUUGUUGUCUCUUUGACACAUUCCCUAUAUCUAUUUUCAAUUUCAGUACA
Mytilus trossulus (common blue mussel) is the source of this 3234-nucleotide messenger RNA. RefSeq names its product toll-like receptor 4. Gene Ontology annotation, biological process: toll-like receptor signaling pathway; immune response; inflammatory response. NCBI's taxonomy places the organism in Eukaryota, Metazoa, Mollusca, Bivalvia, Mytilida, Mytilidae. Gene Ontology annotation, molecular function: transmembrane signaling receptor activity; protein binding. The record is from RefSeq and is a predicted model, not a curated record. The transcript has 2 exons. The coding region runs from base 88 to 2241 and encodes 717 amino acids. Gene Ontology annotation, cellular component: plasma membrane.